Molecule: messenger RNA, 4400 nt
Organism: Lytechinus pictus (painted urchin)
Lineage: Eukaryota; Metazoa; Echinodermata; Echinoidea; Temnopleuroida; Toxopneustidae
Exons: 9
Coding region: 424-2934 (836 amino acids)
Cellular component (GO): membrane
Source: RefSeq, a predicted model, not a curated record
ACCCUCGUCAACAAUGCAGAGAAACCACGUAGAAAAAUACGCCAUCCUGCUAUCGGCCACACACAUAGGAAAUGGCUAAAGGAGGGUGUCACUCUCUCAUACACGAUACCUCGAGGAAAAUACUCAUUUUCGAAGCAAUUAUUAGUCAACAGUUACGAAGGAUGGUGAAUCUUAAAGCUCAUUAGUGACAAAUGUAUACGGUGAAUCAACUCCACGUGAUAUACGGGUGAGGACUAUUCGUUAUUGGAGCCGGUCGGUCCGGUGCGGAAGAGUUCCUCACGCAGAGUUGUACGUGCUUCUCCAAAGAAGUGUCCUAUUCGUAUACCAAUUCAAGGCUUUUCCUCCCAAGAAAUUAAAACGUCUGAUUGCUUCUGUCUGUGUGAUGGUCAAUGAGAAAAGGGCGCUGUAUACUCAAAAGGAAUAAUGGUGGCAGGAGUGGGAUGCAGGACAAGAUGGCGCCUGCUUUCGCUGGUUCUUGUGAUGAAUAUUCACCUUCAUUCUUUGUGUGUGUCCGCCAGCAGUUACCGCUUGAAUCGCAAUGGACGAAAUGUCUGCUCCACGACCAGACGAAUGCAAGAGUUCAAGUUAUUACCGGAAAUGCUGCAUUCAGCAUACCAGGGCCAAUCAAUGAAUGGAAACGAUUCAGGCGAUGAAGAUGAAAUUUUAAGAGGAGGAGGAGGAGGUGGUGGUGGUGGUGGAGCAGGAGGAAAAGGAGUGGUCGAAGGGACAGAUAAGGUCCCCACAAGAAAUUCUCCAUUGGUGAUUGGAAGACAAUCAGCACGUCUUAUCAACCAGACGGUGUAUCAUUGCUGUAAGGGUUGGCGGGCAAACGGGAGAGAAUGCCCCAUAGCUGUUUGCAUUCAGGGGUGUCUACAUGGAGACUGUUCGGCACCGGAAAUGUGUUCCUGCAAACCAGGCUAUAUGGGAAUGCGUUGCGACAUCCCCUGCCCACCCGGACGAUACGGUUCAUUCUGUGAGCAGCAAUGUAACUGUGGUCAAAGACAGUGCGAUUCCGCCACGGGUAGAUGUACCCCUUCAUGUCCCAUGGGUUAUAUGGGUCCAAACUGUGUGAUGCCUUGCCCUCCGGGUCGUUUCGGAUCCGACUGCAUUGGUUUCUGCCAGUGUCCAUUCUCGGGGCUCAGCGAGAUCUUGUGUGAUCCGAUGACCGGAAACUGUACUGAACCGACCCUCUCCCCGCCCACUCGGAGGGUCUACGAUUCUACGAUGUUGGAAAGCUCAGCAGAUGCGUUUCAUGAGUUCUUCCAGUAUGACACAGAGAGUCCAUCGGUAAUAAGCCCUGGGCGGAAACACCCCUCAAAACUCAGGGCAAUGCGUCUUGGUAUAUCCGGCGCUGCAGGGGUUCUUCUGAUGAUCAUAUCCUUGAUACUCGCCCUCUACGUUCACAGGAAGUUCCGAUUUCGGCCGUGUUAUUGUCUGCAGAGGAGAAAAGUAAGAGCAGCGAUAGCAAAACAGCUGAGAGAAACAGAAACAAAUGAAGGAAGGGGUGAUCGAUUACACCAGGUGGCACCAACUCCGAGGGCGCACUUACCAAAUCCUCAUUUACCGCAUGCUUUGCCUUACCGUUUACCUAGUCUCUGCAACUACACUGGUUUGCGCCAAACUGGGAACCGGCCAGGUAGCGCCCUCUUUGAUCCUCUGCCUGCCGUCACAGAAUCCACCACCAAUGUAUCAUCAGCAGACGUUGCUCCUGUAACGACGCACCCGAUGCCAGAAGAGACCAUCUACGAAGUAAGACCCUCGCUGGUUGCAAAGAGUCGCAGGGACCAAGAUAUGACCAGUGGCUACAUCGAAAAUGAUACGACGAAUUCGAUGUCGCGGGUUGUCCAGGGAUGUGAGAUCGAUAUGGACAGUGCGACAAGUAGUGUCAUGUACCACCCUGAUGUCGAUGACGAUGAACCUUACGACGAGGAGGAAUACGAUUAUCCCUAUGCUGAUAAUGCCAAGAUUAGAAUGGGUUUGGAUCGUUUUCAGACAAAGAGGUCGCGACCCGGUGCGCACGAACACGACAAUUCCAUCUACGCGGUGGUUCUGGACAAUGAAAAGCCAUUGCACUGUGAGCAUAAUGGGGAGUAUGAACGCGAGAACAAUUGCAGUCGCGAAAGUGAUAUCCUUGCAGACGCAGGCAGUCAUGGAAGAACCCACACCGAUCCUUUACCUCUUCCAUCCCACCAUGCAAACCCACCUUCCGAUGGUACUUACACAGCUUUGAUUGCAGGAACACGACUACCUGGAAACGAACCCUCAUUUCCAGAAAGAACUCCUGGUAGUGGCUGCUCUACCGCACCUGCCCCCAUUGCUUUGACAAGGAAACCGUCAUUGGGCGUCACCCCAUCUGUCAGACCAAGGGCAUCACCAGUUGUAAGACCCAUUGGUACUUCUACCUCAAUGCGCCCCCGUGGUAUGAGUGACAUACCUCGCAACUCAUACGCAACACAAAACAAAUUCGUGCAAUCUCGUCCUAAAGACAUUAUAAGUCAAGUUGAUUCGAAUGGCUAUACUACUGCAAUUCGAGCAUUCGCUUCGAUGCGGCAACCGCGCCGCCUGGCGACGAAACGAAAAUCUAGACCUUCUGUUGAAUUUCGUCCUUCCAUUGAAGCCCGGCAAACGCCAAGUCCUAUGAUACCUCCAAGACUGAGCGAAUCAUCGGACAUCCCACCGCUGUCACCGGACCCUACGGCUGACCAUAGCAUGAAAACAAAGCUUCUUCAAGCUACGUCUUCCGAUCCUAGGUAUGUCAACGGGUGUAUCAUCUCUCCAAAACAAAAACCAAGGGAUAGAACUCGAUCAAGAACACCCGCAAUGCUUCGAAGAGCAAAGAAUGUGCUUCCACUACCGACGUCAAAGGAUGACGAAGGGAACGAGAAACUAUAUGAUGAUAUUUUGCCGUUUGGUGAUGAAGAUAGGAUUAUCUAAGUACUUUUGCUGCCUUUUCAAAUUAUCCAUAUAUCGGCAAGUCUUUUUUUUUCAAAUAGCAAAAGCUAUUCUGAUUUAUACAAUUUAAAGUCGGUUUUUUUUUUCGAUAACCAUUUUUUCGAAGUAACUUAACAUAGUCUGAUGGCAUUCCGAUAUUCUUGUGUAUGCCUUAAGUUUUUAUGUAACAUUCCACAAAGAGGAGGGUCACAAUCUAAAGGGGUUGAUGAAAUUCAACUGUUACCAUGAAUACUGACAGAGAGACACUCAGAUUUGAUUAUAUUUUUCCAAUUUAUUUAAUAAAGCAAUACUUAUUUCCUAUAUUUUAACAUUUUUAUAUGAAAGAUUUCGUAGUUUAAUUUUAUUAAUUUAGGUAUAAUUCCAGAAUUGUAGCGAUGAACAAAAUACCUUAAACUUUUAAAGGCCACGUCGAAAUCACAAAAUAGACUGUAUUUCAUUAAGAGCUAUGACGAAGCAGAAUAAAACUGCAAAUUGCAUGUAUUUUCACUGCUUACUUGCUGACUAUAUAGGCCGGUGAUGAAUUCAAUAAAGCCCAUUUUCGAUGAACACUUCUUUUUCUGAAGCAAAAUUUAUACUUGGCCGUAAGCUGCGGAAAUACACAGGCUAAUUGUAUUUCGUUGCCUAUUCGCUUUUCAUUGGCGUACAUCUUUUUUAUUCAACCUUUCGCUUACGAUGAUGUCUCUAUAAACAUAUAAGCAACUACCAUGUGUAAUAAAAUAUGAUUGACUACCAUAUGCAUAAACUUGCCGAAGAUAUGAUAUAUUUGCUUGCUGACAUGUCUACAGAAUAAAAAUGCGGUUUCUUGACUUCCUAUCUAUUUAACUUAUUGAACAAAAUUGUAAAUAAUUGAAUAUGUGGAUAUAAUAAAAUACUACAUGAAUAAAGAUACAUAUGACUACUGAAACCCUUCUUUGUAUCUAGCCCCGUAUAUUUUGUAAGAAUUGAAAACAGUGAUAUAGAACCAAAAAGGGGUCACCAGUCGUACGCAUAAUCGAGUGUAACCCACGAACAUGCAGCUUCAUGACCAGAUUGAUAUUACAAUUGGAAACUUCUUCUUUUUAGGGGAUAUUAAGCAGUGUUAGUAAUACUACCGAUAGCAAUGUAAUGAUGGCAGCAAUGAGUUUUGUACAAUACAGCAAGAGAAACUGCUCUUUAAUACUUUUCACGUUUAAAGUAAUUCUUGAAUAAAUGAUAUAAGAUAUGAUACAGUGGACAAGUAUUAAGUUAAAGGCAGUUAUUUUUUUCAAUUCGGUUCUUGAUUCAUGUUUUUACCCCGCUAUAAUGGUAACUCUAACAUGCUGUACAUAAGUAUAUAUAUAUAUCCAGAUACUGUUUUAAAUUAUCUUAUAGACAACCUUCUAAAAUAGAAUCAGCUGCAUAAUAUAAAAAUAGCGCAAUUAAAUUGAAUACUUUGUUUUAAUAAAAAUAUAAUUUGCCAAGAAUAUCCC